Callorhinus ursinus (northern fur seal) is the source of this 694-nucleotide messenger RNA. RefSeq names its product EF-hand calcium binding domain 11 (gene EFCAB11). Gene Ontology annotation, molecular function: calcium ion binding. The record is from RefSeq and is a predicted model, not a curated record. Lineage: Eukaryota; Metazoa; Chordata; Mammalia; Carnivora; Otariidae.
AGAAUUGCAGCAACCGGGUUCUGGCCGUGGAGGUCUCGGGUUUUCCAGUCCCUUUCGGUUGUGGUGGUCGAGAUGUUUUUCUCCGAGGCCGGAGCCCGGCCACGGACGUGGGAAGCCAGCCCCUCAGAACACAGGAAGUGGGUGGAAGUAUUUAAAGCAUGCGAUGAAGAUAACAAAGGCUAUCUAAGCAGAGAGGACUUUAAAGUUGCUGUUGUAAUGCUGUUUGGGUACAAGCCCUCCAAGAUAGAAGCUGAUUCCAUUAUGUCUUCAGUAAAUCCAAACACUUCCGGUAUAUUGCUUGAGGAGUUUUUAAGUAUUGUUAGGAAAAAGAAGGAAGUUCAACUCCAUCGGAAUGAAAUAAGACACAUCUUCACAGCUUUUGACAGGCACUAUCGUGGGUAUUUAACUUCGGAAGAUUUCAAGAAAGCAUUUAGGCAGGUGGCUCCCAAGUUAUCAGAAAGGACUGUUCUGGACGUAUUCAGGGAAGUAGAUCAAGACUCAGACGGUCUUGUCAGCUUUAAAGACUUUGAAUAUGCCAUGAACUAUGGACAAAAUGAAGCCUAACUAUUGUGAACUGCUUUUGGCAACUUCUGGGGAGACAAAUAGAUUGUAAUGUAUAUUUAAAUGUCAAACUCUGCUCCGUUAGUGAUGUAAUUAUGCUGCAUACUUGUGAUUAAACUCUCCAUUGUGGUUU